UGCCCCAGCCUUCCUAAGUAGAGCUUGAUUUUCGUGAAGAAAGGUUGAGUAUGUUGCAGACAAUUGCUAAAGAGUACAAGGAAUUAAUAACCCUGGUCUACUAUUUUAUUAAUACCGCUCUUACAAUCCUCGGCUUUGCAGCUGGAACUAUUUACUUAUGGCACAGAAAUCGAAGGGACGAGGAGAGGCGUGCAAAGGAGGAUAGGGAACACCAGGAGAGACGUGAACAGGAGAAUCGGGAAUACCAAGAGAGACGUGAACAGGAGAAUCGGGAAUACCAAGAGAGACGCGAACAGGAGAAUCGGGAACGCCAAGACAGACAGAAACAAGAGGAUCAGGAACGCCAAGACAGACGUGACAAAGAAGAGCGAAGAGACCAUCAGAGGCGAGAAUGGCGUCAGUUCACGGAAAUAAUUUUUAAAGAUUACAGCAGUCUGAAACGAAACCAGAUCCUAGAGAACAUAUUAAAAGUAAAGAAAACUUUUGACAAAUUUCCAAUUCAUUCUGAAGUAACUGGUCUUGAUGUUUUGAGAUACUGGCUCGCUGAUGAUCACUACCAAAAUGUUUCGAUCGAAUCACCCCAGCUGAGGGCCCUUCGUGAAGACCUCCACACGAUCUACCGGUCGCUAAGUUCCUGCUCUUCGUUGAUCCAUUUAGGAGAAGUGCCCAAAAAUACGAAGGAAGAAUUAAGAGGUGUAGUGGAAGAAUUGGGGAAUGCAGCAAAGCCUUUCUUAACUGGUGAUAAACUAGAGGUCGCUUUGACUUGCCUCAAAAACUUUGGUGGGGGCAAACCAUAUGCAGGUCCUGAAAGAAAAGUGCCCGAUAAGCCACUUGAAGAUAUUGUUCCAUAUGUAAAUAGCCUGAAGUUAGUUAAUAAUGCUCGUCGGGAGCCAAACCAAUCUGACUUUUCAACACCAAUAGCACCAAUUGGUACAAAAGAUUAUAGCCAGUGCACCAAAUUUUCACUAACAAUGAUGUGGUUUGACAAGGAACAUUUUUCCCUCAGGGAACUCCAUCACAUUCUAGAAGUGGAAGAAUAUAGGACUUAUCAUACUUGUAUCAAAGAGUUUAAAGCACAACAAGUAAAGUCACCUCUAAACUUGACUGACCCUAUUGUCAGCAAGGAUAGCCAUAAAGAAGUUGUUGCAAAGGUGCUGCAUGAGAUACGUUAUAUCCAUUAUCUUCAGAGCAAACUAGAGUCACCAAAGAUUGACGGAAGAAUUGUGAAUAUACUAAAUCAGCUUUUUGAGAAAAUAACUAAGUCACUACCGUUAUGAAGCCAUCAAAGACUUUAUUAAAGAUGUAUAGGUAAUCUUAAACUAAUUGCGGAUGAUCCUCCCAAUCAUAUUUGCAGUUCUGAAUUUUUUAGAAAUUUUUGCAUCUUCUGGGACCAAGUGCAAGGAAUGUUUACAAUUGAAGCUCAGAAGCGUCCCUUGCUUUCUCUUUCCCUUGCACUCUGUAUCAGAUGGGGAGAACAGUGAAGACCACCCAGUAUAUCUUUUUUAACCCUUUAACUCCCAGGAUCUGAUUGUUAAUUCUCACCUCUAGCUGCUACACAUUUCCUUUUAAA
Molecule: messenger RNA, 1570 nt
Organism: Pocillopora damicornis (cauliflower coral)
Lineage: Eukaryota; Metazoa; Cnidaria; Anthozoa; Scleractinia; Pocilloporidae
Source: RefSeq, a predicted model, not a curated record